AAAUCUUCUCCAACCAGCAACGAACGCCCAUCAAACUUACCUCCCUCUCUCUCUUCACUAUUAUCCUUCUCUUUUGGGUCUAUUUGCCUCUCUUUUGGGUUGUUUCGCUGCUAUGGCUGCUCACACUCACGCCAACGGAGAGUUUUGGCUUCCCUCGGAGUUCCUCACCGACGACGACAUACUCAUGGGCAAAGAAAACUUCAACAAAAAUGCCCUCAACUCUGCUUUUGGCCCUACCUUUGCCUUCCCCACUGACUUUCCCUACGAUUUUGGCUCCUACUCGCCUGUUGAGUCUGUCGUGGGUUCAACCGAGACCGAGAGCGACGAGGAGGACUUACUCGCCGGGUUGACUCGCCGCUUGGCUCGUUUCACUCUGCAAGAAAGAGCACAGAAAAUGGCCUCUGCUCCUCAAAAUCUCGAGAAGUCCUGGGUUUUGUCCGGUUCGCCUCAAUCGACGCUGAGCGCAUUCGAAAGCCCCAACGGCCCUUCACCGCCGACUACGCCGCCGGGUGGAAACAACGACUCUUGGGAUCUGAUUUACGAGGCCGCGGGACAAGUGGCGAGGUUGAAGAUGAACGAUGAAGGACCUCCCAAACCCAGAGGCCUUCUCGGCCCUCCUUGGUCUCUCGCUCCACCGCCUCUGAAAAACAUCAACACCUCUUUCUAUGCCAAUCAGUGCCUCUCUCACAACCUCUCACAGUCCAAUCAUUUUGAGCAAGCGAGGCAUGACCAAAUGAUGAAACACCAGUGCUCUUCUUUGAUUUGGGGAAGACAAACCAGAGAGGGUUUGUUUUCACAGCAAAACCAGCUUCAGCAACAGAUGAUGGGUCAAAACAGAGGAGGGAGAGUUGUUAAUGGAGGUGGGUUCGAGAAUAAUAAUGGAAGAUAUGCGAGGCCACUGGGUUUGCCUCAGUCUGCAUGGCCUCCUUUGCAAGUUCAGCACAAAAACCACCAAGCCCAGCCCUCCCAACACGGUAGUUCCGGCAUGAGAGCUGUGUUUCUCGGCGGAUCUGGUGUGAAGAGGGAGUGCGCUGGCACCGGUGUGUUUUUACCUCGCAGAUAUGGAAACAACACUACAGAGCCCCGCAAGAAGACAGGCUGUUCAACUGCUCUUCUUCCAGCUAGGGUCGUCCAGGCUCUCAACAAGAACUUCGACCACAUGACUGUUCAGGCUCAGGUUCAGGCCCAGGCCCAGGCCCGCUCCAACGGUUCGUUCAUUCCGGACUAUGAUACUUUGAUGAUGCCUCGGGCGAAUGCGGCAUUGACCCAUCAAAAUCGGAUUUUGCGGCCGGAGGGGGGAAUGAACCAUGAAUUGAGCCUCCCUCAGGAGUGGACUUAUUGACUUGCACCAGCUUGAAAUAGUCUCAAACUUGUCUUUUGGUGUAGGUGUUGUUUUGAAGUAAAAGUAUAGAAGAAGGUAGGAGGAGGUUAUGAUACUGAAAUGUUGUUUGGUUUUUUUUAGGCAGAGUAAUUGGAAUUGAAGGGUAAUAUAAGGAGUUGUAGUUUAGGGAAGAAGAAGACGAAAGAAAAAUAAGGAGAUCCGAAGUUUUUAGUGGGAGAUUGCAAGUUUUUGUGGGCUAGAAAUGAAGAAAAAAAAGGAGGAAUGGUUAGGGGGGUAUGGUAGAGGAUGCUUUUUGGUUUGUAAUAAAGGGGGUGAAGUGUAAACCUUUUUUUUUUUUUAGAAUUGCAUAAAUUAGUAAUGGUUUGAAGGAAGGAGUAGAGGGGGGAUUUGUGUAGUUGGUUUUUGUUUUGAUGUUUUUGAUGAUAGAGUGGGUCUCUUGGCAAUAUUUGUAGAUGAAGAGAAAUCCACAACCCUCUUCAUGUAAUAUCCCAUUGCAAGUAUAAAUUUAUUAAUAAGCUGUUAAAUUGUGCUUUAUUUAUUUCA
This is a messenger RNA of Camellia sinensis, 1885 nucleotides long. The record is from RefSeq and is a predicted model, not a curated record. Lineage: Eukaryota; Viridiplantae; Streptophyta; Magnoliopsida; Ericales; Theaceae.